This is a messenger RNA of Hirsutella rhossiliensis, 1491 nucleotides long. Its product is annotated as 37S ribosomal protein S5. Gene Ontology annotation, molecular function: structural constituent of ribosome; RNA binding. Gene Ontology annotation, biological process: translation. Gene Ontology annotation, cellular component: ribosome. Lineage: Eukaryota; Fungi; Ascomycota; Sordariomycetes; Hypocreales; Ophiocordycipitaceae. The record is from RefSeq and is a predicted model, not a curated record. Bases 1 to 1491 code for a protein of 496 amino acids. The transcript has 2 exons.
AUGAGCGUCGCACGUCCGGCGCGCAGCCUCUUCGGCCGGUGCCUCGUCCCGACACGAUCCCCGACGACGGCCGUCCCAUGCCGCCAGCUGCACAGCUCCGCGCCCCGCCCCAAGCGGCGGUCACGGUUCCGCAACGUCUCGGCCGAGGAGCUGGGCCUGCUGGACCCCUCGAAACGGGCCGAGUACCGCCGGGAGACGUUUCCAGAGUACUCGGACACGGACCGCGCGGCCCUGAGCAAAAAGUACACGCCGGAGCAGCUCGAGGCCAUCGAGGCCGGCGAGAAGGCCGUCAACCCGGACGACUUUAUCAUCCAGGGCCGCUUCCGCGAUGACGCCCACCGCCCGACCUACGUCGAGGACUUUACCGUGCUCAACCCCAAGUACGACAUCAAGCCCGAGAUCGAGAUGACGCCAACUGAGCCCAAGUGGCUGAGCCCCAGCGACUGGGCCGACGCCUACGGCACCAAGAUGAUGAAGCUGACGGAGGAGAAGGCAAGCAACCAGGCAACGCGGGCCAUGAUCCGGGCCUUCAAGAGGGUAAAGGAGAGUCAAGGGCAAGACUUUCUAGACCUUACCCCAGAGGAGCUUGAUGACCUGGAAAACGACCCGGAGUUGCUCAAAAAGUACCUUAUCGAGGAGGGAAAUGAGGGAGCCGAGUCUGGGGCCGAGGUCCCGGAAUCCGCUACGCUCACGCGGGCUCAGAUCGACCAGCUGGACACGGCCAUUAACGAGGCGUGGAGAAAGGAGCUCAACAAGCUACACAAGUACGACAACGAUGGCGAGCUGGAGCCGACCAACCUCGAGCUCAUCGAGGACGGGCCCGCGGGCGCCAACCGGAUACACACGGCUGAGGCCCCGGAGCUGGGCAAGGUGCCGGGCGUCGAGGGCCUAUACAAGAGGGCGGCCGACGCAGACGACGAAGGCAGGGACGACUCGGGCCGGUAUCAGGAGCUCAAGCGCCUCACGGGCAUGACGCUCAACGAGAUCCAGUCGUUGACCUGUAAGACACUCGUCAUGCGCUUCGUCCACAACCAGACUCGUCUGGGCAAGGUGCGCAGCACUUCGAUCCUCUCAAUUGCCGGCAACGGCAACGGCUGGCUGGGCAUAGGCAUGGCCAAGUCGACAGAGCCCGGCAUUGCCGGCGAGACGGCCGGGAUAUUGGCCAUCCGCAACAUGAAGCCUAUACGCCGCUACGAGAACCGUACUAUUUACGGCGAUGUCAAGGCCAAGGUGUCGGGCACAAUUGUCGAGCUAUUCAGUCGGCCUCCUGGCUUUGGCCUCCGUUGCCCGCACCGCAUCUUUGAAAUGUGCCGCGCCGCGGGCCUGCACGACAUCUCGGCGCGCAUCCCACGGUCCAAGAAUCCCAUGAACUCGGUCAAGGCCACGUACCAGGCCCUCAUGAACCAGCCCAACCCGGAGAGCAUUGCCAUAGGCCGCGGCAAGAAGCUCGUCGACGUGCGCAAGGUCUACUACGGCGGCGCCGUGCACUGA